UUCGAGGAGCGGAAAGUUGGCAUGAACCACCAAGGUGGGUCCUAUUUAAACAAGACAGCCGUGCUGUCUCAUCAUGGCGCUUUACAUUUGACUCAGCUUGCUUUGGGAUGUACUGUCAUCUCCCUGGUGGCUCACAUUGCUGGGUAUAGUGGCAUCUAUGGGACUUACUGCAUGGUAGCAUGGUGCAUUUGCUUUGCUCUGUCUGCCUCCAUAUUCGCCCUAGAUGUCACACGUCUCAACUUGUGUAUUCAGGUAUCCUGGGAGAACCUCACAGUAACCCUGGCAGCAUUGGCUGCUUUGCUUUACCUCACAGCGUCCAUCGUGUACCCAGCUGUCUUUGUACGUUCAGAUUGUCCCUAUAAAGACUGCGAGGUGAGGAACUUCCGAAUUGCUGUCACUGUCUGCUCCUGGGUGGCGUGUCUGGCAUAUGUUGCAGAGGUCUACCUAUCCCGAGCCAAACCUGGACACAGCUACAUGUCCACCUCCUCUGGGAUCCUAAAAGUCAUCCAGGCUUAUGCAGGGUGUGGCAUUUUCAUCAAUCUUGCUAAUGGGACUGAGUUCUGGCACCACGGAGCAACUGUGUACUGUGUAGUGGUGUUUGUGUUGUGUUUCACAGUUACAGUACUGGUGGUGGGACUGAAUGUGUGCAAACGCACCACCUUUAUGCACCUCCCUCUCGACCGCUUUGUGGCACUCUAUUCGUUUGCAGCGGUGGUGCUGUACAUGAGUGCCGCUGUGAUAUGGCCUGUCUUCUGCUUUGACAAGAAGUAUGGAGCACCGCUCAGACCACAGGGCUGCCCAGGAGGGAAGUGUGCAUGGGAUAGCCAGCUCAUUGUGACUGUGUUCUGCUUUUUGAACCUGGGGUUGUACAUCGCCGACCUUUGCUGCUCCCAGAGAAGACGCCAGGUGACACGGCAACCGCGCGUGUAG
Molecule: messenger RNA, 930 nt
Organism: Trichomycterus rosablanca
Lineage: Eukaryota; Metazoa; Chordata; Actinopteri; Siluriformes; Trichomycteridae
Product: myeloid-associated differentiation marker-like protein 2
Exons: 1
Coding region: 22-930 (302 amino acids)
Cellular component (GO): membrane
Source: RefSeq, a predicted model, not a curated record